Aspergillus pseudonomiae is the source of this 1062-nucleotide messenger RNA. RefSeq lists its product as uncharacterized. The record is from RefSeq and is a predicted model, not a curated record. The transcript is spliced from 4 exons. NCBI's taxonomy places the organism in Eukaryota, Fungi, Ascomycota, Eurotiomycetes, Eurotiales, Aspergillaceae. Bases 1 to 1062 code for a protein of 353 amino acids.
AUGCCUGGGGGUAUACGGCCGCCACCUGAAUCGCAUGGACCAUCAAGUAUUGUCCUCGCAUCCGUUUUUGGCGGCAUUGCGUUGGUGACGGUUGGAGUUCGACUUUGGGCGAGGUGCGUUAUCCAGCGUCGAGGCGGUUGGGAUGACCUCUAUGCUGGAUUGGCUGUGGUCCCCGUUCUCGGAUUAGCAGUCGCAUUUGUCCUGAGCUCGGAGGUCUAUGGCGCAAACCUCCACACAUGGGACAAUACACUUCCCAAGCUUCUCGCCCAACGCCAGCUGGCACUGGCAAUGGAGAUGCUCUAUGUGAUCGGCUCUGGACUAGUGCGAACCUCUGUUCUCCUCUUCUACCGUCGAAUGGGCUUCCGAUCGAUAUCGCGAGGUUUCAUGCUCGCUACGUGGAUCAGCAUAUAUUCCGUCGUCGGAUACAGUGUUGCGUUUCUCGCGGUUAUCUUCGGGUCAUGCCAGCCACUCCACGCCUACUGGAACCAGAUUGAUCCGUUAUGGAGGGAAUCACAUACAUGGGAGUGCUACAAUGAAGCGGCACAUAUCAUCGUCGCGACAGUUGUCGCGCUCAUCCAAGAUGCAGUUGUGACUACGCUUCCGGCGAUCUUGUGCUGGAACCUGCGGAUCUCGUUCCGCGAGAAGAUUGCCCUGGGUUCCAUAUUCGUCGUGGGAUACUUGACCCCCGUUAUUGCAGGAAUAAGACUCUACUUCAUUGUUCGAUUGUAUUAUUUCUCCUAUGAUGCGUCCUGGACUAGUUGGUAUUGUUGGAUGCUGGCCAUGAUGGAAUUGCUUAUCGCAAUUACAUGUUCGAGUUUACCAGCUGCCCGGGUCUUUUUCAACCAGUACAAGUCUUAUGUCAAUUUUGUGGCCACCGCAAAAGGGAUUAAGUCGGUUUUCAGCAGAAGUAUAUCCCGAAAGUCCAUCUCCGCCGAACGGUCGAGGAGAGCCUCGUCCAGCACUGUCAAGUUGACCGAGCCGGCCCAUUCCAAAGUUUCCUCCACGUUUACAGAUGAAGGGCCUGACGUAGAGCUGGGCAGGAUACAGAAGGUACCUGUAUAA